This is a messenger RNA of Nymphalis io (European peacock), 4093 nucleotides long. RefSeq names its product exportin-5 (gene Ranbp21). The record is from RefSeq and is a predicted model, not a curated record. Gene Ontology annotation, cellular component: cytoplasm; RNA nuclear export complex; nucleus. Gene Ontology annotation, biological process: RNA export from nucleus; protein export from nucleus. Gene Ontology annotation, molecular function: nuclear export signal receptor activity; small GTPase binding; RNA binding. The transcript has 21 exons. The coding region runs from base 179 to 3763 and encodes 1194 amino acids. NCBI's taxonomy places the organism in Eukaryota, Metazoa, Arthropoda, Insecta, Lepidoptera, Nymphalidae.
AUACUACUUUGUAUCUUGGUAUCUGUGCAAGAAUUUAAGAAAAUAAGAUUGGUUAUGGACUUGGACAAUUUUCAGAAACAUUUUUGUGCCACACGAGAAUAAAAACUUGUUGAGUAUGAAGUGAAAGAAUAUUCUAUGGGGAUAAGUUCAACCAACAUAGUAGCAAUAUCAAGCUACAAUGAAUGUCGGAGCAUUUGGUGAGAGGGAGGUGACUCUCAUUGCUGAUGAACUGAGUCGUGCUGUCGAACUUACUCUUAAUCCCACUGUAGCACAUGAUGCAAGAAAACAGGCCUAUACAGCUUGUGAGAGUUUCAAGGAAAAUUCGCCAUGGUGUGCACAGGCAGGUCUCUUGCUUGCCAGUGGAGCUAUGUACUCACCAGUUGUAAAACAUUUUGGCCUACAAUUGAUGGAACAUACUGUCAAGUAUAGAUGGACUCAAAUAACUCAAGCGGAAAAAAUAUUUAUCAAGGAAAAUGCAAUGAAGUUACUUUAUAUGGGUGGAUGGGAAACUGGUCAUUUAAAUGAUGCAUUAGCUCGAGUAAUUGUGGAGAUGAUCAAGCGAGAAUGGCCACAACAAUGGCCAACCUUGCUAGCUGAACUUAGUGAUGCUUGCAGUCGAGGUCACCUUCCUACUCAGAUUGUACUUCAUGUUUUCUUAAGACUGGUAGAGGAUGUAGCUACAUUACAGACUUUAGAACAACACCAGCGUCGUAAGGAUAUUUACCAAGCCCUGACUAGCAACAUGGCAGAAAUAUUUGCAUUCUUUAUGCGUCUCAUUGAGCUGCAUGUUCAAGAAUUUAGAGAGAAAACUUCCGCAGGAGAUUAUGUUGGUGCAUCCAGCAAUGGUAGAGUUGUUCAGGUUGUUUUAUUAACAUUAACCGGUUUUGUUGAGUGGGUGUCAACAAAUCAUAUUGUUACAAACAAUGGGCGACUGCUACAAAUCCUUUGCAUUCUGCUUAGUGAUGAUGUUUUUCAACUAUCGGCUGCAGAGUGUUUACUGCAAGUUGUGAACAGGAAGGGUUCUACUAAAGAACGUAAACCAUUAAUGAUAUUAUUUAGUGAAGACGCAAUCUCAUGCAUUCACCGCGCAGCCCUGCAGAGCAUUGCGGCAGGUGAUGAAUCCCACUACUUGUUCCUAAAGAAGCUCUCACAGGUACUAGCUGGACUUGCUCAACAGCUGACAUCUCUUUGGAACUGCACCACGAGUGUGGAAUCUUGGCUACCAGUGCUCUUAGAGACAAUGUUACUACUGACAUCACACCCAUCCCUUACAUUAGCUCAAACCGCAAACUCCGUGUGGCUGGCUUUCCUUAAACACGAGCAGAUAUCAAAAUUACCACAUGUCCUGGCAAUGGUUCCAAGGUGGUUACAAGCAGCUGCACCUAAAAUUCUCAAGGUGACGUAUCCGUCGUCGCGGGUGAGCGGUCUAACUGACGCGGUUGCCUAUGCUUGCAUGGACUAUGACAGUGAGCAAGAGUUUGCCAUUUUCUUCAGCCGCAGUCGAACUGAAAUGCUUGAAAGUUUUAGAUAUUGUAUGAUAGCAGCGCCGCUAGUCACGUGGGCCUUUGUUGAACAAUGGACACAAACGGCCCUAGACAAGGUGGACUCCUGUCCACUGCAACUAGACGUAACACAUCCUUUACAUGUGGAAUGGGAGGCGUUAGCCCAGGUCCUAGACGUAGUUUUGUCGCGGCUACUGCAGGCGGAGCCGCGGCCCAAUGUAGCGGAGGGCCUGCGGCUGUUGCAGCGCUGCGUGGCCAGCGAGCCUCAGGCGCCGCUCAUACUGUCGCUCCUGCUGUCCUUUAUAUCGGCGCUCUUCGUCUUCCUCAGUUGCGCCUACAGCCAGCUCGCCGGGCCGGGCGUGGGGUCGGCGGGCGCGGAGCUGCUGCCGCGCGUGCUGGACAAGAUCUUCAAGGCGCUCGUGUACGAGGGCACGCCGCCCGAGGGCCGCGCCUCGCGCAACGUGAAGAACGUGCGCCGCCACGCCGCCGGCCUGCUCGUUAAGCUCGGCUCUAAGUUUCCCUUGUUACUCUUGCCCGUGUUUGGACGACUACACGAGUUAUGUCAAACAGCUCUUGCGCGGCCCGACCUCAGUGCCGUCGAGAGUGUUACAUUACAAGAAGCCCUGCUGCUAGUUUCCAAUCAUUUUUGCUGUUACGAACGCCAAAGUGCCCUCGUCGCUCAGGUACUCGGCGACUGCAGAGAGCGGUGGGCGGCUCUAAGUCCCCACCUGCAGUCUGCGGCGGGCCUGGCGCGCCUCGUGGGGUUAGACGCGCCGCCAACCGACGACGACCCGGAGCGAGCGCAAGCACGACGCACGCUGCUGCACGCACUCAUGCUCACCCUGGGCGUCGUGAAACGCACACAAGUACCCGCCGACCCGGACAAGGCGUCGCGGGGCGGGUUCAGCGCGGGCGUCACCGCGUCUGGGAACCCAGUGUGGCGCAAUCCGUGCGGCGCGCACGUGUUGCCGCUCUUCCCCGCGGCGCUGGCCCUGGCGCGCGCGCUGCACGAGCUGCACGCGCCGCAGGCCGCCGCCCUGCGCCACGCGGCGCACGCGCGCGCCCUGCAGCCGCCGCUCGCGGAGCGACGCAACUUGCUGGGCUUGCGGGACGACGCGCCGCCCGCGCCGCUCGCCACCCCGCAGGAUAGAAUGCAGAAUCUGCUGCACACGCUUCAUGAUAAUGUGUGUCAGCUGGUCGGAGCGGCGGCGUCAUCGCUGGGCCGCGAAUUGUUCGGCGCGGCGGGGCUGGCGCGCGCGCUGGCCGCCGCACUGCUGGCGGCGCCCGAGCGCCUGCCCGACCAUUGGCUGCGCCGCGUGCUGCGCGCCGCUCUGCGCCCGCUGCUGCUGCACUGUCCGCCCGCACACUACGCCGACGUUGCGCUGCCGCUGCUGCAACAUCUUGCACCACUCAUGCUAGUUCACCUAAACCAACGCUGGGAAUAUGUCACGUCGCUGUAUGAGUCCGGAAAGCUGGAGGAGGAAGGCGGCAGCGAAUCUCAAGAGGUCCUCGAGGACAUGCUUGUGAGACAUCUGACGAGAGAACAUCUAGAACUACUCAAGGUGUCUCUAGUAGAAGGUGGUAUGAGCGCGGAGCCCUCGACAGACAUGGACGACGAAACCCCUCCGACGAACCCGGGUCGCGCGCCCGAGCAAGUCUCGGAACUCGGUGCCAUCAUACUCGCCGACCCGAUCGCUGGUCCGGCCGUAUUGCACACCAUUCUCCGUGCCCUAACGUGGAAUGACUCCACUUCGUCGCUGCGCGCAUGCGCCCUGGCGCUGCCGGCGCUGCGCGCGGCGCUGGGCGCCCCGGGCGGCGCGGCGCUCGGCAGCAACGAGGCGUCGGGCGCGCUGGCCGCCGUGCUGCACGCGCUGCGCCUGCACGGCCAGCACGACGCCAACCAGGCCGCGCUGCUGGCGCUCGCAGUACAGACGUACGAAGCUCUGCGGCCGCGCUUCCCGGGCGUGAUGGCCGUGCUGCGCGCCAUCCCCGACGUGGACGCGCACGACCUGCAGCGUCUGGACGACAAGCUGACCGCGCAUCCCAACAAGCCCGCCAAGAUAGACAAGAGCAAACGAGACCUCUUUAAGAAGAUCACAUCUCGGUUGAUCGGACGAAACGUAGGACAGCUAUUCAAGAAAGAAGUGUUUAUAUUAGAUUUACCCACUAUGCACACACCGAAAGAAAAACCUCGAAGUGUAAUCGAAGCGGCCGAAGGCGCCAGCCUAGAAAAUCUAUUCAAUCCGAACGCGCCAACUUAGCGAAGAUAUGCUCUAACGUACUACUAGUUUUAAAUUUCUAAUGUAUAAGUGGAACCACGCGAACGUGACUAUGAACGUUUUUUUUAUCUGGGAGAUACAGAUAAUUUAUAAUGAAUGGUUAUGCGUAUUGAAUAAAAAUGUAUUAUUUGUUUUACAUCUAUUUUAUACAAGUAAAUAAUAAAUAUUGUGUUAUAGCUUUUUAACUAUAGCCGAUCACGGUCGCGUGGGAUCCUUGCAUCGAACAAUGCGCUAGCCAUAUCCUACUCGCAAUGUAAAACGUUUUUCUGUGAAUAAUAUUCAUUUAUAUGUUAAUAAAUUAUAUUAUUAAAA